CGAUUAUGAUUGUACAUCAUAAUUAAUUUAAAUAAAAUAUGUACAAUGGAAGACGUCAUCGAUGCGAGUAUCAUAAAAGCUACGCAAGUGUCUUUAGGAAAAUAUGUAAAACGGCCACCACUAAACGACAAGUUGUUAAAAAAGCCCCCAUUCAGAUUUCUUCAUGAUAUUAUUACAACAGUGUUAAAAAGCACAGGAUUUUUUAAUGGAUUGUUUGAAGAUGUAGAAUUAAUAUCUGAUAAUGUAAAAGAUAGAGAAAGCAAAAUUUUAUUUCUUACUAAAGUAAUAUCGGUUGUGGAAAAAACAACUGGAAAAUCCUUGAGUGUAAAACCCUCUAAAAUAGUAGCUGGUCAAGAACCGGGGAAAACAAAUGAAUUACUACAGUGCCUUGCGUUUGCAUUAGAUAAAAAGCUCUCUUCAGACGAAGCUGUAAAACUAUAUAAAGAAACAGGCAAUCUAACUAUUUCGAGUGAAAAAAAAGGUAAAGAUGCGCCUAAAUUAGUUAAAAAGGGUAUAGAUACUAAAAAAUUAUCGUCAAAAAGUACUGAGAAGUUGGUCAAAAUUGAUAAAAACCCAAAUAAAACGAAAAUAAGGGAAAACUCUACAAUAAAAAAGGAGUCUCCUCCCAAAAAAACAACAUCGCAAACAUCGAAAAUAAUAAAUAAAAAAGGUCAAGAAAAAGAAAUACAAGAACUUAAAAGUGUGACAACAAAUCUAAAUAAAAUUAAUAACUCCAAUGUGGUCGAAUUAGCAGAGCCCACACUUGAUUCCGUAGACACUGAUUCUAAGAUUGACAUUCACAAUAUAGAAAUAUCUCAAGAAAAUGGCAGCUCUACGUUAUCUAUCUCUAAUUUAGAAAACACGAAUGAAGCUAAUGGUAAUUACCGUAGUUUGGUUGACGAAGAUGUAACAAUUUCUCAAGAUAAAGUAAAAGUAGGAUCUCUUGACUUAACAAACGAAAUUGGAAAUGCUGAAAAUAAUGAUGCUAAUAAGGAUGACGUACAUGAAAGAGUAUCAAACAAUCAUGAAAAUGAAAUUUUCAGUAUUGAAUUAAAUAAAAAUUCUUCCCUUAAUUCAAAUGCAACUACUAAUAACGAAACCAUAUGCAAACAGGACAAUUUAAAUACAAGUCAGGUAGAAUCUGAGGUCAAAGUAUCUGAGUCAAAAGUUGUAAAUAUUCCGCAGAGACCAAACAGUGUCAGAAGACCAUCGUCAUCAAGACCCGGUGCACCAAGAUUUCGAGAUAAACAUGAAAUUAUUUUAUCAGCCGUAGAUAAUCUUGUUGUUGGUAAAGUAAAUAUAAUCGUUGAAAAUACGACACAUGAAGAGGAAGAAGAAUCUAGUAUCGUAAUUGUAGAAAACACAGACACGUCAACGAAUUCUCAAGAUCAAAAUGAUCAAAUGCAAAUGUCUUCUAAUCAGCAUGGUCACCUUGUACAACAAAUAUUAAACGCACAAAAGGAAUUUUCCGAAGUCAACGGCAAAACUAAUAUUGAGUGGCAAUUUGGGGCACAAAAAGCAAGAGACGUUGUUAAUCAGGAAAUAGAACAAUUAAGGUUUAACGUGCAAGCUCUAUCGCGUGUCGCUAACCCUUUAGGAAAACUUUUGGAUCAUAUUCAGGAAGAUGUCGAAAUUAUGCGCCAAGAACUGCAACAAUGGACUAAAACUUAUGAAGAGGCUACAAAACAAUUGCUGAAACAAAAAACAGUCAACGAGGAAUCCUUACUUCCGCUUCACUCAAAAGUAAAGCACUUAGAAGCGGAUAUAGUGGAGAAAUAUGAUAAAAUUAAUGAUCUUAAAAUGGUCAUACACAAAAAUACAUUAAGAAUCGAAAAGUUGUUAGCUAGCGGGAACGUGCAAUAAAAUUACUGUUUCUUUUGUUUAUUGUUAUAUUUCUAUUG
Messenger RNA from Nymphalis io (European peacock), 1901 nucleotides. It is a transcript of the gene IFT54, whose product is annotated as TRAF3-interacting protein 1. The record is from RefSeq and is a predicted model, not a curated record. Gene Ontology annotation, cellular component: centrosome; intraciliary transport particle B; axoneme. The transcript is spliced from 6 exons. Gene Ontology annotation, biological process: regulation of microtubule cytoskeleton organization; intraciliary transport; cilium assembly. Gene Ontology annotation, molecular function: microtubule binding. Bases 46 to 1863 code for a protein of 605 amino acids. Lineage: Eukaryota; Metazoa; Arthropoda; Insecta; Lepidoptera; Nymphalidae.